Messenger RNA from Thlaspi arvense, 1447 nucleotides. The record is from the annotation of a GenBank genome assembly. Lineage: Eukaryota; Viridiplantae; Streptophyta; Magnoliopsida; Brassicales; Brassicaceae.
CUACAGACAUAAAAAUAAGAAACCCUGAAACAGAGAUAAAACAAAGCACAAGUUUUGAGUGUGUUUUUUCAGUGUCUCUCUUUCUCUCUCUUUCUCUCUCUCUCUCCUUACACAACAACAACCGCCUUUAUUACACAAAACACCCCUCUUCUUAUAAUCUCUCUACCAUUUCUUCUCUUCACAAAGGAGAAAGAAGAACAAAGAGUUGAGACAGAAACUCUCUCUCUCUCUCUGUCCAGACUUUUGUCUGUGAAAACCCACAAAUCUCAGAGAAAUUAUGAAUAAACAAGAUGUUAUGAAGCUUCAGACUUGUGUUCUGAAAGUGAACGUUCACUGUGAAGGCUGUAAGCACAAAGUGAAGAAACAGCUGCAGAAAAUCGAAGGCGUGUACUCUGUAAAAGCAGAUGUAGAACAGGGGAAAGUCACUGUCACAGGAAACGUUGACCCCGCGAUUCUGGUGAAGAAACUCAGCAAAUCUGGUAAACACGCCGAGAUCAUUGGCGGCGGCGGCGGAGGAAAAGGGUUUCCUAAUCUGAAUGGGCAAUUUGGUAAUCUCAAUAUGAAUGGAAACAGUAAGCCUAAAGGUGGAAAAGAGAGCAAUCAAGUGAAGGGGAAAGCUAACGGAGGAGGAGGAGGUGGUGGUCAGAUUCCUGGACAUGGUCAACCGAUGCAAUUGACUCCUCAGCAGAUUCAACAGAUGAUGAUGAUGAAAGCUGCUGCUCAUGGCGGCGGCGGCGGUGGUGGUGGUGGUGGUGGAGGAGGAGCGGGGAAGAAAGGCGGCGGAGGGUUUGAGAUUCCGGUGCAAAUGAAGGGAAUGGGUGAGGGUAAAAUGGGAAAAGAUGGUAAAAAAGGAGGUAAAGGCGGAGGAGGAGAGAAGGGUAAGAAAGAAGGGAAGGGGAAUAAAGGAGGUGGGGGCAAAACCGGAAAAACAGAUGCCAAAAGUGGUGGUGGCCUUCUAGGGUUUUUCAAAAAGGGUAAAAGUGGAAAAGGAGACGAGAAGAAGGGAGCUGGCAAGAAAGAAGGCGGUGGGGGUGAUAAGGUAAAAUCCUCCGGUGGUGGAGGAGGUGGAGGAGUUCAUCAUUAUGAUAAUGGGCCUAAAAAGGGUGGAGGUGGGGCUAAAGGGGGAGGCCAUGGGGCCCAUGAUAUUGAUGAGCUCAUGAAACACACCAAAGGAGGAGGAGGAGGUAACAAGGGCAAUCCUAAUCAUGGCGCCAAGGCAAUUGGUGGCCCAAUGGGUCAAGGCGGUCCCAUGGGUAUGAUGGGUCAAGGUGGUCCAAUGGGUAUGAUGGGCCAAGGCGGUCCGAUGGGUCCAAUGGGACAACAAGGUGGUUCUUACCAGGCGGUUCAAGUGAACUAUGCUCACCCACCGCCAAUGCCGCCUCCUCACUCGGAUUCUUAUACUCAUAUGUUCAGCGAUGAGAAUCCAGAUAAAUUCUUUGAGAAUUAG